Molecule: messenger RNA, 3890 nt
Organism: Drosophila ananassae
Lineage: Eukaryota; Metazoa; Arthropoda; Insecta; Diptera; Drosophilidae
Product: indole-3-acetaldehyde oxidase
Exons: 5
Coding region: 11-3805 (1264 amino acids)
Molecular function (GO): iron ion binding; oxidoreductase activity; 2 iron, 2 sulfur cluster binding
Source: RefSeq, a predicted model, not a curated record
CUCCUCAACGAUGAGCAUCAAGUUCACAGUCAACGGAUUCCCGUACGCGGUGGAGGCCACGGACUUCGCCCCGGACAUCACCCUCAAUGCCUUCCUGCGGGAGCAUCUCCACCUAACUGCUACUAAAUACAUGUGCCUUGAGGGCGGAUGCGGCUCCUGUGUCUGCGUCAUCCGUAGGCGACACCCGGUCACCCAGGAAGUUCAAUCCCGUGCAGCGAAUUCCUGCCUUACACUCCUAAACACCUGCGACGAUGCCGAAAUUAUAACGGACGAGGGGCUGGGCAACCAGUUGAGUGGCUACCAUCCGAUCCAGAAGCGUCUGGCGCAGCUGAACGGCACUCAGUGUGGCUACUGCUCCCCGGGAUUCGUGAUGAACAUGUACGGACUGUUGGAGCAGCACCAGGGACAGGUAAGCAUGGCACAGGUGGAGGACGCCUUCGGAGGAAACAUCUGCCGCUGCACAGGCUAUCGCCCCAUUCUGGACGCCAUGAAAUCUUUCGCUGUGGACAGCACCGUGGACGUACCUUCCGAGUGCAUAGACAUCGAGGACUCCUUCGAGCUCCUCUGCUUGAAAACCGGACAAUCUUGUAAGGGCAGCUGUUUGAGGCCUCCCAUGAGGGAUCAGAGUGGCAGCCACUGGUACUGGCCCAAGUCCCUCACGGAGCUCUUCACCGCCUUGGGGCAGGUGGGAAGCGGAGAACUGUACAUCCUGGUGGCGGGCAACACGGCUCAUGGAGUCUACAGAAGACCAAGGAAUAUCCGACACUUUAUCGAUGUGAACAAAGUGGCAGAGCUGAAGCAGUACAGCAUCGAAGCGGAUCAUAUGCUGAUAGGAGCAAAUAUUUCUCUCAGCGAUGCCAUGGACUUGUUCCUACUGGCUGCCAAGAGGCCCGGAUUCGAGUACUGUAUUCAGUUGUGGCAGCACUUCAACUUGAUAGCCAAUGUGCCAGUCCGAAAUAACGGUACUCUGGCCGGAAAUAUCAGCAUUAAAAAGCAGCACACAGAAUUCCCUUCGGAUGUGUUCAUUACCUUUGAAGCCUUGGAUGUGAAUGUCCUGGUCUACGAUAAUCCCAGCACCCAAAGGGUGAUGAGUUUGUUGUCCUAUAUCAGUGAUACCACGCCCAAGCUGGUCCUUGGAGGGUUUAUUCUGAAGGCGUAUCCUAAGAACAGAUAUCUUUUCGGUUCUUACAAGAUCCUUGCCAGAGCGCAGAAUGUCCACGCCUAUGUGAAUGCAGGAUUCCUGAUCGAAUGGCAAGAUACACAGCGCAGUAUUGUGCGGUCUGCCCGAAUUUGCUUUGGAAACAUCCGUCCAGAUUACGUUCAUGAUGACGGAUUGGAGCAACUGCUCCCGGGAAGGGAUCUCUACGACCCCGCCACCGUUACUCAGAUCUUCCAACAACUUUCAGGCAGCAUCCAGCCAGAGGAACGACCACCGGAAGCAUCUCCGGAAUACCGUCAGAUGCUGGCCUGUUCUCUCUUCUACAAAUUUCUUCUCGCCACCGCUCCUAAGGAGCGGGUUCAGGGACGAAAUCGCACGGGGGGUUUUCUACUAGAGAGGCCUCUUUCUUCGGGGAGCCAGACUUUUGAGACUAUAAAGAAAAACUAUCCAGUCACCCAACCGGUUCAGAAGCUAGAGGGUCUAAUACAGUGUUCUGGAGAGGCUUCGUACAUGAACGACCUGCUGACCCCCUCGAAUUCCGUUUAUUGUGCUUUUGUGACCGCCAAACGAGUGGGAGCCACUAUUGAGCAGAUUGAUCCAUCAGAGGCAUUGCAGUGCAAGGGAGUAGUAGCCUUCUUUUCCGCAAAGGAUAUUCCAGGACUCAACAACACCGUCACCAACAAUCUACUGACACCCGAAGUGGACGAACUCUUCGCAGCAGCUCAGGUCAAGUUCUAUGACCAGCCCUUGGGAGUAAUUGCGGCGCUCAAUCAUGACACUGCAGUGUAUGCAGCAACCCUCGUGAAGAUAACCUAUUCCAACAACCAGAGAAAGAUCUAUAUGAGCAUGAACCAAGUCAUCGCAGAGAACCAAACUGAACGAAUUAUAUGCUUGAAGAAGGAUGAGGAUGAGCCCCUGAAAACACCUCUGUUAGCCCCUGGAGAAGUCCUGGGCAGAGGAAUCCUGGAACUGGAGUCGCAGUACCACUUCACGAUGGAACCACAGACCACUAUAGUAGUUCCUGUUGACAACAUCCUUCAGGUUUAUUGCUCCUCUCAGUUCAUGGACUGCACCCAAGGAGCCAUUGCCAAAAUGUUAGGCGUCACCGUGAACUCCAUUCAGCUACAAGUCCGCAGAGUGGGAGGCGCGUACGGGGCAAAGGUCACUCGGUGCAACGUUGUGGCCUGUGCCGCCGCGUUGGUGGCUUCCAAAUUGAACAGGCCAACCAGGUUUGUACAGACCAUCGAGUCCAUGAUGGAAACUCUUGGCAAGCGAUGGGCUUGCCGCGCAGAUUAUGAGUUCCGUGCUCGAGCCAAUGGAUCUAUAAUUAUGCUAACUCAAAACUACUACGAGGACGCGGGUUGCAAUCUUAACGAGAAUGUUGUCGAUUUUCUCACUCUUCCGAUUUUAAAAAACGUUUACAACUUGACGGACUCGAAUUUCAAGGCGAAAGGUAGCGCCAUCAUCACUGAUGCUCCAAGCAACACAUGGUGUCGGGCUCCAGGAUCUGCAGAAGGCCUUGCUAUGACAGAGACCGCCUUGGAGCACAUUGCCUUUACCUGUCAGCUUGAUCCUGCUGACGUUCGGUUGGUGAAUCUUCGACCUGGUAGCAAAAUGGUGCAACUUUUGCCUCGAUUUUUGGGCUCCACGGAGUACCGCAAGCGCCGGGAUCAGAUCAACCUGUUUAACGCCCAAAAUCGUUGGCGGAAGCGCGGCAUCGGAUUGUCUCUCAUGGAAUUUCCACUGAACACUACUUUCUCCUUCUCUUACCCCACAACAGUAGCUAUUUACCACGAAGACGGAUCCGUGGUGAUUUCCCACGGAGGUAUCGAGAUCGGUCAGGGAAUAAAUACGAAGGCGGCACAAGUAGCCGCCUUUGUGUUAGGAGUCCCUUUAGAUAAGGUGCGAGUGGAAAGCAGCAACACUGUGAACGGAGCCAACGCCUUUGUUACUGCCAACUCCAUGUGCAGCGAGAUGAUUGGACUGGCUGUGAGGAAAGCCUGCGAUACCCUCAACCAGAGACUAGCUCCAGUAAAAAAGCAAUUGGGGCCUCAGGGCACAUGGGUGCAGGUGCUCCAAGCUGCCUAUCUGCAGUCCAUUUUCUUGAUUGCCACAGAAUCGUAUAAAUUGGGUGAUAUUCCCAAUUACAGCAUUUUUGGCCUGAGUCUCACAGAGGUGGAGCUAGACAUUCUGACGGGAAACCAUUUAAUUCGUCGGGUGGACAUCUUGGAGGAUGCUGGCGAAAGCCUGAGUCCAAACAUCGAUGUGGGCCAAGUUGAGGGAGCAUUCGUGAUGGGGCUGGGAUACUAUCUCACAGAACUUCUUGUCUACGAUCGUCAGACGGGCCAGAUUCUCACAAACCGGACCUGGAACUACCACCCUCCAGGAGCCAAGGACAUUCCCAUUGAUUUCCGCAUCGAGUUGCUUCAAAAGAGUCCCAAUCCGGUAGGAUUUAUGCGGUCCAAGGCCACGGGAGAACCUGCUUUGUGUCUGGCAGUGGGAGUCCUUUUCGCCAUCCAACACGCUAUCCAGUCGGCGCGAACAGACGCAGGACUUCCGAGGGAAUGGGUGCGAUUGGGAGCCCCCACCACGCCAGAGACUGUGGUACUCAAUGCUGGCAGCCAGGUGGAAACAUUUUCUUUGUGAUUUUUACAGAAUGUAAUCUUACUUGGUGGAGGAUCUAACACUUAUAAAAAUUGAAUUAUCAAUAAAAUUGUAUAUUUUUAUGAAA